This is a messenger RNA of Arabidopsis thaliana (thale cress), 1422 nucleotides long. RefSeq names its product FBD domain family. Lineage: Eukaryota; Viridiplantae; Streptophyta; Magnoliopsida; Brassicales; Brassicaceae. The transcript is spliced from 2 exons. The record is from RefSeq and is marked reviewed. Bases 1 to 900 code for a protein of 299 amino acids.
AUGAUUUUGUCGAAACGAUGGCGUUUUCUCUGGACGAUGUUGCCUAAACUCGAGUACACAGAAAGCAACGAAGGCGGAAAGAGUAUUUGGGACUUGCUAGAAAAGUCAUUGCAACUACACAAGGCACCUUCAGUAGAAAGCUUGCGUAUCAUGCUUGGUCCACAAUGUCCUGUUGAUGUAGAUGUCGGAAAGUGGGUCUCGAAUGCAGUUGACCGGUACGUUAGAGAGCUAACCCUAAGUCUUAGUUUUCUCUCAGAUCCUGCCAGUAAGAGGCUUUACACCAGCAAAACGCUUGUGAAAUUGAAUCUUAUGGGCAAGAUUCUUGUUGAUGUUCCUUCCGCGGCUUGCCUCCCGUCCCUUCAAUCGCUGCUCCUUGUCAAUGUGGUGUAUAAAGACCAAGAUUCUCAUGUUAGGCUUUUAUUGAGUUGCCCUGUUCUCAGAUAUUUGUUGGUGAUCCGAAAUAAGAGUGACAAUGUGACAAGGUUCAUUGAUUCGCAAUCACUUGAAAAAAAUGGUUCUGGUAGGUCAUUGGUUAUAGAUUCCCCGGGAUUAAAUUACCUUAGCAUCAUUGACUCUUUAGGAGGCAAUUUCUCCAUCCAGAAUAUGCCAUGCCUUGAAAAGGCCAUCGUUUCCCUCUGUGGUUUUUACCCGAAUGACAAGUUUCUGACAUCUUUCUCCUCUGUCAAAAUUCUUCCUUCUCAGCCUUUUAUUGAUCAUGUUCCACUUUCUUGGAACCAACCAAGUUCUGUACCGCGAUGCGUGUUGUCUCACCUUGAGAUCUUGGAGUGGAAACUCUUUGAAGGAAGGAGAGAAGAGAAACAACUUCUGGCUUACAUCCUCGAAAACUCUGAAGUCUUUGAAGACGGUGGAAAUCUCACUGAUACCUUUCACGAAUGUUGAAGAGAAAAAGAAGAUAAGGGAAGAGUUAGAGUCUAUGUAUAGGGUUUCAGCAUCAUCGCAGCUUCUGCUCAAUAUGCGAUAUAUGUAGAAAUUGAAAAAUGAGCACUAUUCAGCCGGAAGAAGAUCCACUACGUUCCUUGUAAAGAUUCAUCAUAUUAUCAUGUCUGGUCCAACCUCAAAAUCCAUUUCUUAGAUGAUAAUAAUAUUCUUCUUGGAAGGACGGCUAGCUAGCUGCUUGAUGGUAAUUAAUAUUCUCCUUCUCUAUCUCGCUAAUUUGCUAGCUUACUAAUUGUUUUCAUGGUAUUUUGCCAAUUCUUCAUUUUACGAUUCUUAUGAUAUGCAGACGAUUGAUGGUCUGUCUUUUCAUAAAUAGAUGCACAUCUUCUAAGCAAGCAAAUAUGUUUUGACUUUUGAGAUAAAGAAUAUCAAAUGACUUUGUUUUUGGUAUCUUUACAAGGAAUGGAUCAAUAAUCAGAGAGUUAAUAACUUUUUCAUUGUUGUUAAACCAAAAGAUGAUGAUAU